Schistosoma guineensis is the source of this 5347-nucleotide messenger RNA. Lineage: Eukaryota; Metazoa; Platyhelminthes; Trematoda; Strigeidida; Schistosomatidae. The record is from the annotation of a GenBank genome assembly.
CGUUGUCUUAUCAGUCAGGAUUAUCAUGAAUUUUUUGGAAAACUAAAAUAAUGACAGACAGCAGAUGCAGAAUAAAGCAAAGCAACACAAUAAUGUAGUACUUAUUCAGGAUGAUAAAAGCAACUAAUAUUAUUUCUUUGUAGUCGACUUAAGAGUCAUCAUUUGAGUUUUCUAACUGCUUGCCUUUUCUGCUCCAUGGAUGACAGCCACAAAGUCUAUAAAUGUUCAUACUUCUCAAAUGGACGGUGACUUCAUGAGCUUAGCGCGUUCGGUCACGGGCGAUUUACUUUCAAACCAAAAAACAUCACUCUAUGAAGUAGGUAAAGACCAAUUGUACUUAUCACUAGUUUAGCCACUCUAGCUUGUGCAGUGUAGGAAUGGAGGUAAAACUCUCGUAUUCAAUGUGGCUGAACAUUGAACACACUCCUAAAUUUGUCGAUUACUUUUGGGCUUAAAUAAAUCCUCACCUAGAGCAGUUUGGUUGGGGGAAUCAAGUGACAUGGCGGAAAAUCAUUCUGAGCAGCUCAGUUGUAUUCAGUUUCCUGUUCUUUACAUCUGUCUGAUUUUCAAAGACCAUUGAAUUAAUAUGACAUCGCUAAUAAGUUAAUCACUCAUAAUCAAUGCAAAGCCUCACCAAAAUCUAUUGAUUGAGUGAAGUUAUUUUCUUACCAUUUUGUGCCAGAUUUUGUGCUCAAGUAAAAAAGGAAACACCUAACAAGGAUUACGUGACCUUAAAGUUUAUUGUACUGUCAUAUAAUUAAAAUGAACUGUAUUUGUGGUCAAAUUUGAAAAACCACUAGAUAUCAGCUUAGAAACGUCAAACGGUACAAACACAAAGUGACACUGCAGUAUUAAAUCUAUGAAAAAAUAACUACAUAUCAUUGCGUGUUCUUUCCUUUACGUUAAUUGGCUCAGAUAAUCUAUUGGUUAUUGAAAUUACUGCGAUGUUGAGAUUUUGUUUUAUUUCUGAAAUUAAUUUUUCUAGAAAGGCAAGAGUACUUUGUCGUAUUCCGUUUGAGGCUUGGUUAGUGCACUUCAUAAGUAAUACCUUCAACAUAGUAACCACAUAAAGAAUUUACUGAACCAGAAGCUCUACAUGAUCGAAAUUCUCAGUAACUUCCAAUAUAAUUUCACUGUGCUUCCAACCAGUAGGUCGCAAUUUCGAAUUCUGGAUUACCUACCGUAGUAUUAGAGAUCAGAAUCGAUCACAAUGGUGGUGUGUACAUUCUUUGUCUUCCUUUAAACUGAGGUUAAAAUGACUUUAUACCUUUCUUUCUACGAAGUAAUUCUUUCUUCCUGUAUCAUAUCUUUAUAUGGAAUCUUUUUUACUACCAUCGAACUAAAUGGUUCCAUGAAUUUGAUGUUCAUCUUGUUGUACUAAUGUGUAACAACUUGGACCGAUACAUGUGUGCGCCUGAUCCUACGUUGCAGCUGACUGACUGAGAGAUCAGUUAGUAUCACUAACCCUUACUCAUUGUAGCUCCAAACAGGGUACGUAAUCAUGUACUUCGUAAUUCAGUGACAUUUAUGUAUUUCUAUUUUCAGUAAAGUUGUAGUAAGAUAAAAGUGGUUCGCUUUGUUUCAUGAUUACUAAUCAUCAAUUUUUAUUUCUUCAUGGAUCCUACUUCAGUUCACAAUCGGACAGUCCCCACAUGGAUCAUAAAAUCAAUGAAAUAGCUGAAAAUAUUAAGCAACGUGGUCGUGAGGGUGCGUAUCCUCUCUUCAAGGAAACGGGUCCGGAAUAUGUGAUGCCGAAAUUUCCGAUUGAGAGGAAAGAGAUGGAAGACCAUAUCUUGGAAUUAAAACUGGCCCGAGCAUUAAGUGUGGCAGACAAUGAUUCUAAACUUCUCGUUAAUGAAGAAAACCAUGAUCUUACCAUUUCGAAUCCUUCAGCUACCUGUAAAGCUAUUAGUUUAGAUGACUGCAAUUCUGUUGAAAGCAUAACAAACGAUCAUGGAUCUGUGUUAUUUAGCAAAAAGAAUAUAUUUAACAAAGAUUCUUCCAACUCUUUAUCCGUACUCCCUGAAACAUCAUCUGAUGAACCAAAUCUUCACUCUAGCCAAUCUGCUACUUCAGACGUGAAUACGUCUUUGGAAUCUGGUAACCGGAUGCAACCUAGGCUUACUCAAAACAGUAUUCAGUUUCAAAAUGAGCAGAACUGUGGAGGUUCUUUAUUCCGAAGAUUAUACAGCAUCCCUAGUACAAAUAACGAUGGAUUCCCAAUAUAUUUAGCACCUGCGCCAAAUCCAGGCGUAUUCACAGAUGUAGUUCCUGUUCUCCAAGAAGUAGAAGAAGCGGCUGAAGCACACAUAGAGUCAGCAGCUGUGGAAUUUCAACGUGUUCAAAUCUGCGGGGAUGAUACUCUUGGUGUUCCUGUAGAUGAUUUACAUUUAGCUUCAGAAGCAUUGAUUAAAGCCUUAUUAUUACGUCAAAAAUACAUUACUUCAUCACAACAAUCAUUUCAUUGUACAACUAAACGGUAUUUAAGUGUACUGGAUUCAGGUUCAGUAAAGUUAUUGGAUUCAGAGGAGAAGCAAUAUAAAUCUAUACACACCCCUGUAUUUGGCUCAAACACAGUCGACAAUAUCACCAACACAACUAUCAUCCCCAUCAAUUACAGCUACAAUAAUAUUAAUAGUACCGUACACUACAUACGAACAUGUAGAAGAAUCUCAUCUCUCGAAGAUCAUCCAAUUCAUCCUCCUGGGAAAACUGGUGAUCCUUUCGAGAUAGACUAUUGGCCUGAACCAUUAGAUGUUAAAAUGGAAUUUCGCAAGGGUAUAAUGCACAUCGAAACAUUGUCUGAUUCACCAGAUAGAAACCAGGUGAAUUUAAUAAAUGGGACAUCAGAACAUAAUCAUAAUAAUGAAACUGUUGAUGUUGAUCAACCUAUGAAAAAAGAUCUGCCAGAAUUUACUAUACCAUCUCUACAGACAUUCUUCUCAGAUUUUGAUACAAUACGUACAUUUGUAGGAGAUGGUCCAUUGAAGUCAUUCUGUUAUCGUCGACUGACUUACUUGGCUUCAAAAUUCCAAUUGCAUUCAUUGCUGAAUGAAGCUCGGGAAUCAAUUGAGCAAAAACGUGUAUCACAUCGUGAUUUCUAUAAUAUUCGAAAGGUUGAUACUCAUAUACAUGCAUCAUCAUGUAUGAAUCAAAAACAUUUACUACGUUUUAUCAAGAAAACAAUUCGUACUAAAUCAGAUGUUUAUGUAUGUGAAGAUCCAAAAACUAAAAAGCCUAUGACAUUAAGUGAAUUGGUUGAUAAAAUUGGAAUUACACUUUAUGAUUUAAAUAUUGACAAUCUGGAUGUUCACGCUGAUCGUAACACUUUUCACCGAUUCGAUAAAUUCAACGCUAAAUACAAUCCCAUUGGUCAAAGUCAACUACGUGAAGUGUUUUUGAAGACGGACAACUACAUUAAAGGCGUUUUCUUUGCACAUGUUCUGAAGGAAGUGUUCUAUGACUUUUCUGAAUCGAAAUAUCAAAAUGCUGAACCACGUCUUUCAAUUUAUGGUAGAUCUAUCAAUGAAUGGGAUAAUUUGGCUAAAUGGGCUAUCGAUUGUAAAGUUUAUUCUGAUAAUAUACGUUGGUUGAUUCAAGUGCCUCGUCUUUUCGAUGUUUAUCACGCCAAAGGAUCAAUGAAAUACUUCCAAGAUAUUAUCACAAACGUCUUUCAACCAUUGUUCGAGGUAACUGUCAAUCCUAAAUCCCAUCCUGAACUACAUGCAUUUCUACAAUAUGUAACUGGUUUUGAUUCAGUGGAUGAUGAAUCGAAAUCUGAUAAAGUUGUAUUCAAUGCGUCAACUCCUACACCGGAUGUAUAUGAUUUAAAUGAGAAUCCUCCAUACUCUUAUUAUAUAUUCUAUAUGUUUGCUAAUAUAUCUCAAUUAAAUCAACUUAGAAGUCAUCGUGGCUUAAAUACAUUCUCAUUUAGACCUCAUUGUGGUGAAGCAGGUAAUAUUAAUCAUUUGGUUACUUGUUUCCUGUUGGCUGAAAGUAUCAAUCAUGGUUUGUUGUUACGUAAAGCUCCUGUUCUACAAUAUCUUUACUUUAUUGCUCAGAUCGGAAUAGCUAUGUCACCUUUGAGUAAUAAUUCUUUGUUUUUGGAUUAUCAUCGUAAUCCAUUGAAUGACUUUUUAGCACGGGGUCUGUUUGUCAGUCUUAGCACUGAUGACCCUUUACAAUUUCAUUUUACUAAAGAACCAUUGAUUGAAGAAUAUAGUAUAGCUGCUCAAGUAUGGAAAUUCACAUCUACUGAUAUGUGUGAAUUAGCACGUAAUAGUGUUUUGAUGAGUGGUUUUUCUCCUCUGAUUAAAUCUCAUUGGCUUGGACCUAAUUAUACACAAGAAGGUGUUAUGGGUAAUGAUAUAACUCGAAGUAAUCUACCCAACAUUCGCGUUGCUUAUCGUUUUGAAACUUUAACACAAGAAUUACGUUUGUUGUUAAAUUCUGUGUUAGCGAGUCGAACUAGUGGAUCUGUUUCACCUGGUAGUAAUACAAUAAUGCAUUCUCCAAAAAAGAAUCAUAUUUCAACAGAUUCUAGUCGAAUCGAUCAUUUAAAGAAAUGAUUAUUCUUGCUACAAUAUAUAUACAAUGAUUAUCGAUACUAAUUAGCUGCUAGUAACACUUUUGUCUUGUCUUUUAAAUGUGAAUUCACUUAUCUUAAUUUGAAUUCUUCUUUCUGAAUAUGUUUGUUCAUGGUUUGUUAUGAAUUAAACAGUUGUAACACAUUCUAACAUUCAUAUAAAUAUCUACACUCCUUACAGAUAAAUAUCAUAACGUGAAAAGUAAUUUUUCAUCCACAUAUUCACAUGAUCUACAUUUUUCUUUCUUUCUGAUGUGCUUAUUUUGAUUUAUUAUUAAUUAAUUAAGAGUCUUAAUAUAAGUACCAUUUCAUGCAAAAUAUUUUAUUACUAUUAUUUCCGGGAAUAAUUGUAUCUCACUUACACCAUUCAUCAUUUAAUGAUGAUAAUCCACUGUUUAAACUUUCUCUGCGUUCAUCAAUUCUGAUGAAAUGCUGUUAACACCACAUCUACAAGGAGAAAUUCACUACAUUGAUGGUUAUUUUAAUUGUAUCAUUAAAGAUAAUAAUUUGUGCGCGAAUAUAUACACAAACAAACGCACAAGUUGAAUGCAUUUACGGUAAAAGUGCAAAUGUUUUAAUACAGUGUUGAUUAAUCUGGUUAAAGAUGUUUAUGUUACUUUUUAAUUGUGUACGGUAACAAACCUUUAUGUUAUUAUGUAAUAAGAAUGAACUUUGUAAUAUCAUUAAUGUCUAUCAUGUGUUUUUUGUUUGAAAUACACAAUUAUUUGUUCAAUCAAUGUUUAUAUUUAAAAUAAUCAUUUU